Molecule: messenger RNA, 1801 nt
Organism: Aptenodytes forsteri (emperor penguin)
Lineage: Eukaryota; Metazoa; Chordata; Aves; Sphenisciformes; Spheniscidae
Gene: MTF2
Product: metal response element binding transcription factor 2
Exons: 12
Coding region: 21-1526 (501 amino acids)
Biological process (GO): chromatin organization; regulation of DNA-templated transcription
Cellular component (GO): nucleus
Molecular function (GO): chromatin binding; DNA binding
Source: RefSeq, a predicted model, not a curated record
GAGCCACUGAAAGUGGGGAAAUGGUCUGUACAAUAUGUCAGGAAGAGUAUUCAGAAGCACCGAAUGAAAUGGUUAUAUGUGAUAAAUGUGGGCAAGGUUAUCAUCAGCUGUGUCACACACCAAAUAUUGAUUCAAGCGUGAUUGAUUCAGAUGAUAAAUGGCUCUGUCGACAGUGUGUUUUUGCAACAACAACAAAGAGGGGUGGUGCGCUUAAGAAAGGACCAAAUGCCAAAGCACUGCAAGUCAUGAAACAAACAUUACCAUAUAAUGCAACAGACCUUGAGUGGGAUGCAGGUCAUAAAACCAAUGUCCAGCAGUGUUACUGCUAUUGUGGAGGACCUGGAGACUGGUAUCUAAAGAUGUUGCAGUGCUGCAAAUGUAAGCAGUGGUUUCAUGAGGCUUGCGUGCAGUGCCUCCAAAAGCCAAUGCUUUUUGGUGACAGGUUUUAUACGUUCAUUUGCUCAGUUUGCAGUUCUGGACCAGAAUACCUCAAACGUUUACCCUUGAGAUGGGUAGAUAUAGCACAUCUAUGCCUUUACAACCUAAGUGUUAUUCAUAAGAAGAAAUACUUUGAUUCGGAGCUUGAACUCAUGGCCUACAUUAAUGAAAACUGGGAUAGAUUGCAUCCUGGUGAGCUGGCAGAUACACCAAAAUCUGAAAGAUAUGAGCAUGUACUGGAGGCAUUAAAUGAUUACAAGACCAUGUUUAUGUCUGGAAAAGAAAUAAAGAAAAAGAAGCAUUUGUUUGGCUUGAGAAUUCGUGUUCCUCCUGUGCCACCAAAUGCUGCUUUAAAGGCUGAGAAAGAACCAGAAGGAACUUCGCAUGAGUUCAAAAUUAAAGGCAGAAAGUCAUCUAAACCAAUCCCUGAUGUGAGAACAAAAUAUAAAUUUUCUUCUAUGGAAUUAAGUAAUGGUAUAGAAAGAAAGGGGAAAAAAAAAUCAGUAGGUCGUCCACCUGGUCCCUAUACAAGAAAAAUGAUUCACAAAACUCCAGAGUCGUCUCCUCUGGAUAAUGAACCAGUUCCAGUGAUAGAGAACCCAGCCUUGGAAUUACCCUGCACUGUUGGGAAAUCUGAUGGAACUGCACAUUCAUCCAAUACCUCAGAUGUGGAAUCCACAGGUGCUGCCAGUAUGAAAGAAACUACCUCAUCUAGCAUUUCCAGACAUUAUAGUUUAUCUGACUCGAGAAAAAGGACUCGUACAGGAAGAACUUGGCCUGCUGCAAUACCACAUUUGAGAAGAAGAGGUCGCUUUCCACGAAAAGCACUCCAGACUCAAAAUUCAGAAAUUGUAAAAGAUGAUGAGAGCAAGGAAGAUUACCAGUAUGAUGAACUCAAUACAGAGAUACUUAACAACUUAGCAGAUCAGGAGUUACAGCUCAAUCAUCUAAAGAACUCGAUUACUAGUUAUUUUGGUGCAGCAGGUAGAAUAGCUUGUGGGGAAAAAUACCGUGUUUUGGCUCGUCGGGUGACACUUGAUGGAAAGGUGCAGUAUCUUGUGGAGUGGGAAGGAGCGACUGCAUCCUGACUGUAGGACUGAACAUUAUGUUCACUGCACUGUCAUCUGUAAGUACAGUUCAUAAUGCAGAGCCACGAGAGAAACGUGUCUUUAAAUGUGUUUCUAAAAACAAAACAAAACCAGUUUAGCCUUAACAUGUAAUUGUUAUCAUUACAGCUCUUGUGAUAAAGACUUAUCUUUUUAAAAUCUGAUCUGAAACUUAAAUUUUUUAAUCUGAACAUUGUUAGAUUGUUUUAGGUUGGGAUAUUUUGGGUUACAAUUGCUUAUAAAUGUGCAUGGUGUUU